AUGCAUAUCCUCUCGUGUGUUAUUGUAGUCGCCACUGCUGCGCUUGCCGGUGUUGCCAACGCAGGACAUGCUCCUCAUGGUCAUGCCUCUAGCUACGCUUCAGUAGUGCAUCAUUAUGGCACUCACGGACACGAUAGUCAUGGUCAUGGGCAUCAUGAACAUCAUGAGCCUCAUCACUAUCCCAAAUACAAUUUCAAGUACGGCGUAAAGGACUCGCACACCGGUGAUCACAAGAGCCAAUGGGAGCAUCGUGAUGGCGAUAAAGUCAAGGGUGGUUACACUUUGGCAGAAGCUGAUGGCACUUUACGUGUUGUAGAAUACACAGCCGAUCAUCACAAUGGCUUCAACGCGGUGGUCAAGAGAAUCGGCCAUGCCCACCACCCACAGGUGCACCACCAUGGAGGACACCACUAUGGUUAUUAG
Messenger RNA from Anastrepha obliqua, 423 nucleotides. RefSeq names its product adult-specific cuticular protein ACP-20-like. Gene Ontology annotation, cellular component: extracellular matrix. NCBI's taxonomy places the organism in Eukaryota, Metazoa, Arthropoda, Insecta, Diptera, Tephritidae. The record is from RefSeq and is a predicted model, not a curated record. The transcript is spliced from 2 exons. Bases 1 to 423 code for a protein of 140 amino acids.